AUGGCGCGCACCAAACGAAAAACUCCUGCUGCUGUUGCUUCUUCGUCAUCCUCGUCGCCAUCUGAAGAUCUCCCUGUCGCCGCAUUAAGGAAGAAAUUGAAGGAAAAGAAGACACUAGAAACUGAAUCGACUAGUGCAUCCUCCGACCCAUCUAAGGUAAUCGAACCUGCUGUAUCGGCACCAGAAAAGAGAAAAGGGAGAAAAAUGCACGGGAUUGAUACUCAAUGCAAAAAGGGUGCUGCACAAUCUUCGGGUUCUGUUGACAAAGCACUGCUUGAUUGUAAAUUCAUCAAAUGGGAUUAUUUUGAUCAGGUAAAUUUUCAAUUCAAAGAACUCUUUGAAUUUCAAGAAUGGAUGAACGUUUGUGAAUGCACUAAUGCUUAUUAUCCUAUAUUGGUUCAAGAUUUCUACAGAACUCUAAGAAUAGUUGAUGAAGAAGACAAAUUUGAAGUUGCCUUGAAUGAUAGUGCGUAUGUCAUUUUUGCUGAGUUGAUUGCUAAGGCUUUAAAAUUGCCUAAUGAUGGAAAUAAAAUCUCUACUCAUAGAGAUGUUGCUAGAGUUCCAGGCUUUAACUUUGCUGAGUUUGAAAAUGAAGUCUUUCCUGCCAACACUGCCACUAGUGAAAAGUCCACUAGCACAAAAUCUUUUCAAUAUAUUAAAAUUAUUCACAGUAUGGUGAAUUAUAUUUUUUGUCCUAAGUCUGGCAGCUAUGGUUAUUUGAGUUACCUGGAUAUGUGCAUCAUGUGGCAUAUUGUUAAUAGAGUAAGAAUGAAUUUGGCAUAUCUGAUUUUCAAGAAUAUGUAUAAAGCUUAUAGGAUUGGAAAAUUGCCUUAUGCACAUCUCUUGACUGCUUUAUUUAAAGAGUUGGAUAUAAAUGUCUCUAAGGAGAGUUCUAGGACAGAUUUGAUUGUGCUUAGAGAAAUUCACUCCAACACUGAUGGAAGAAAGAAAUGGUUUGAAAAAGGUGGUUCUUCCUCAGCUAAAGUUGAUUCAGAUUCUCAAAGUGAGUUUAUGAGUGAGCUUCAAGGGCUAAGAACUUCUAUUAAUGAGCAAUUUAGUACAACACAUCAGUCUAUUGAACUUCUGAGAAAAUUUAUGGAUGUCGUUGAUUACAAAGUGAGUCAUUUGCUUACUCAAAAUGACGAAUUAAAGAAAUUGAUUGUAGAUCUUCAACAGGCAAGGGAAACUAGUUUCCCAAUCAAAAUUGAGACUGAUGUACCUGCAAAUGAUGCCUCUUCUCCUGCUACUCAUGUCUCUGCUCAUGGUAAUGUUGAGUGUGAAGGUACUGGGCUUGGUGAGUCUACAGCUGCUGUGGAACAUGAAAGUGAACAAGUUGUUGAGUCUGAAGUUGAACCUGCAGCUGAAGCCCCUGUUAAGCAUGUUAGUGAACAGGUUGUUGAACCUGAAAGUGAGCCAGCUGUUGAGCCUGAGAGUGAACAAAUUAUGGAUCUUGCAGCUGACUUUACAAAGCAAAAGGCAGCCUCUCUAAAGGAUCAAUAA
This is a messenger RNA of Hevea brasiliensis (rubber tree), 1500 nucleotides long. RefSeq lists its product as uncharacterized. The record is from RefSeq and is a predicted model, not a curated record. Lineage: Eukaryota; Viridiplantae; Streptophyta; Magnoliopsida; Malpighiales; Euphorbiaceae. The transcript has a single exon. The coding region runs from base 1 to 1500 and encodes 499 amino acids.